GUCCAAUCAGCGGAGGGAUGCCGCUGUAAGCCCCGCCCCUCCUCCUGUCACCGUCUCCGUUAAUCCGCCUCUCGUCUCUGCAGGCAUCAUGGCGGAAAUCAAGACGGGAAUCUUCGCUAAGAACGUGCAGAAGCGGCUGAACAGAGCGCAGGAGAAGGUUCUGCAGAAGUUGGGAAAAGCAGACGAGACCAAAGAUGAGCAGUUUGAACAAGUAGUCAUCAACUUCAGGAGGCAGGAGUCUGAAGGCUCUCGGCUGCAGAGAGAAAUGAAGUCCUACAUGUCUGCCAUUAAAGGGAUGCAGCAGGCCUCCAUCAACCUGACUCAGUCUCUGCACGAAGUGUACGAACCGGACUGGCACGGAAAAGAUGACGUUCUAACCAUCGGAAAGGACUGUGAUGCAUUGUGGGAGGACUUUCAUAACAAACUGGUGGACUCGACGCUGCUGAACCUGGACGCGUACUUGCAGCAGUUUCCAGACCUCAAGACACGUGUGGCCAAACGAAGCCGCAAGCUCAUUGACUAUGACAGCGCUCGGCAUCACGUAGAAACUCUGCAGGCAUCUGGGAUGAAGAACGACCGCAAGAUGAUGAAGGCUGAAGACGAGUUGAAAAAGGCUCAGAGAGUGUUUGACGAGCUGAACGUCGGUCUGCAGGACGAACUGCCGACUCUGUGGGAUUGCCGAGUUGGUUUCUACAUCAGCACCUUUAAGUGUGUGACGAGUCUGGAAGCAAAGUUUCACCGUGAGAUCUCUCUGGUGUGCAGGCAGUUGUAUGAAGUGAUGACCCAGCUGGCUGAGCAGCACUCGGACAAAAUGUUCACCAUCCAAGGAGCACCGAGUGACUCAGGACCACUACGACUCGCCAGGACCCCGUCUCCACCUGAAGACGAGAGUCCACCGGACAGUCCAGAUGCCAGCUCCAAUCACAUGCUCCGCCCCGUCUCACCUGGACCACCACGCCCCAAAUCCCCCACACAGCUUAAAAAGGGACCGCCUGUGCCUCCACCACCAAAGGUCACCCCCACCAAAGAGGUUGCAGAGGAGCAGAUCAUUGACCUGUUUGGGGGUGAAUUUUUACCUGCACCUUCACCAUCGCAGCCCAAUGAACGGCCAGGAGAGUCUCUGCUCGAUCUAGACUUUGAUGCUUUUCAGCCAGAUGAAAGUGUUUCUCCGAUACCACAGACUGCUGUACCUUGGGAUAUGUGGUCGGCCGAUGCCCAAGCUGCUCAGCCUGCUGCAGACUCCGGCUUCGUAGCUGACUGGGCCGCUGACUUCGGUUCAAUGUCAGGAAAUGAAGAUGCUGGUUCAGGAGUGGAGGCCCCCGCUGCCCCUGGGGCCCCUGCUGCCCCUGGGGCCCCUGCUGCCCCUGGGGCCCCCUCCAUAGUGCCAGAAGGGAUGCAGGGUGAGACUCAGAGCUGGCAGCCCGGUGGAGACACAACGACACCCAUCCAGGACAGUGAGGCCAGGGCAGCUGAAGAUGAGGUGACCAGUGCAUUUAAUGGAUUUUCACAGGAUGCUGCUGCCCCAUCAUUUUUUGCUGACUUUGAUAAGAUGAAUGAAGUGAACAGUGAGUCAGCUGAGCCUCCUGAGGCCUCAGAAACACCAACUGCUGGUCCAACAGAGCCUGCAGAGGAACAAGACAAGCCUCCACUUGCCCCUGCUGGAGGAGAGGAGGAUGAGCAUACACCUCCUCCUGCUGGAGAGGAACCUGUACCUCCAUCUGUGGGAGGAGAGGUGGAGGAAACUCCAGCUCCUGCUGCUGGGGAGGUGACGGAGGAAGCCGGAUCUCCUCCUGCCGGUGGGGAAGAUAAGCAUAUAACUUCAGACAGCCCAAAGGAGGAGAAACCUGCUUCAACAGUUGAAUCUCCAGGCUCUCAGAAGGCUGAACUCAGUCAGAUUCCUCCUGCUGAAGAUCCCAAAACUUCUCCAGGUGAAGCAGUUCCAGCGGAAAACAUGCCGAUCCCAUCUGUUGUGAUUGAACCUGCUUCAAGCAAUGAAGGUGAUGAUGAUCGGGAUGCUGACAUCAUCUCUCCCACCGCCGUCAGUGACAACGGCAUGGCAACUGAAAACCAGACGAUGAAACACAUGAGUCCAUCUGGAGGAGUGUCGGGACUGCCUGAUGACUUUCUUUACAAGGUGGAGACCAUGCAUGACUUUGAAGCUGCAAAUUCAGAUGAACUGGAACUGAAGAGAGGUGACGUGGUGUUGGUGCUUCCCACUGCUUCAGUAGAGGAUCAGGAUGCUGGCUGGCUCACAGGGAUCAAAGAAAGUGACUGGUUAACCCUUGGAGUUGGUGCUCAAAAAGGACUUUUCCCAGAGAACUUUACCCAGCGUUUAGACUAAGAAGUUUCUUCAUGUGUUGGAAAAAUAAGUAGAAAUCUUCGUCCAAGCCAUUGAGUCAGCAUGUAGCCAACCACUUUCCUGAAAAAACCUUUUAACCUGCUGCAGCUGUCUGCUGGACAACAUGAAGCUCAACUAAAACUAACAGUCAUGUUAAUAAAAUCUAGUACUCCUCCCAGCAUAACUGAUCAUUAUAAGCAUGAUGCGUAGUAUGUUCUACCCUCCUCUGAAAGUGAGACAUAAUUUUUGUUCAAAGAAAAAUAUUGAUGUGUGGUUUAUUGGGAAUGUUGCAAUCUGUACAUAUUCACUCCAACUGAAAGUCUGACAAUUGUUGCUGAAGAAAACAAAUCAACAAAAAGAGACAAACUGUAUCAACUUUGCACCAAGUGUGUUGUAAUGAAUUUGUUGCUUUUCUGUGGUUUAACAGAAACUAGUGCUGUGAUCUAUUUAAAUGUUCUUGAGUGUAACAUGAAAUUUGUUUUUCGGACAUGUCAUUGCUGUUAAUCUUGAAUCGCUUUUGGUGUGUUCUGUAGUAUCAUUGUUGAGUGUGUGUGAUGAUUGGUCUUUUCUUUGUCAUUUGUGGUGAAGAAUUGAUGCCGUGAAGAGUGUUGCUGUGUUUUUGCCAAGAGAAUCCUGACAUCUAUUAUCUGUUACAGUCGUCACAUAUCUGAGCAUUGGAAAACAAACUAGUGCUCACCCAGCAUGAAACUGUUGACUAAAUCUUUUAAUAAAGUACAUAUUCCGAGAUGAAAAAUAAAAUAUCUCCACUAUUAAAAUAGA
This is a messenger RNA of Amphiprion ocellaris (clown anemonefish), 3118 nucleotides long. RefSeq names its product amphiphysin. Bases 89 to 2341 code for a protein of 750 amino acids. Gene Ontology annotation, biological process: synaptic vesicle endocytosis. The record is from RefSeq and is a predicted model, not a curated record. The transcript is spliced from 23 exons. Gene Ontology annotation, molecular function: protein binding; phospholipid binding. Gene Ontology annotation, cellular component: synaptic vesicle; cytoplasm; plasma membrane. NCBI's taxonomy places the organism in Eukaryota, Metazoa, Chordata, Actinopteri, Pomacentridae.